AUGUCGAAGAGCGGAUUCGAUGUGGAGACUAAUCUGUCCAAGGUCAAUAUGGAUCGUGGGGGCAAAUCAAAGAGGGAACGAUCUAGAGAUGUUGUAGUCAUGAUGGAGAAGCGGCUUUCUAAGAUGGAGAUUGCCGUGGUUGAUGGUUUCGAAGCUGUGGUGGAUGAGUUUCAAGGCCAAUUCCAAGGAGCCCUCAACUCUGCGCUAGACAGCAUGCGGCUAGAUGUCCAAACCAAGCUGGAUCACUUCUUAGCGGAGCUUACGUCGCUUCGUGAGGAGGUGAAGGAUGUGAAUGGAGAUUGGGCUUUGUGCAAGGAAGCUGUCUUAAACAAGACCCGGACUCCGAAGGAACCCAAGGUGUUAGAUUCUUUCAAGCCCAAAUCCUAUAAUGGGAAGAGGGAGGCGAAGGAGCUAGACACUUUUUGUGGAAUAUCGAGAGGUAUUUCAAGUAUUUGA
Messenger RNA from Prunus armeniaca (apricot), 456 nucleotides. Lineage: Eukaryota; Viridiplantae; Streptophyta; Magnoliopsida; Rosales; Rosaceae. The record is from the annotation of a GenBank genome assembly.